This is a messenger RNA of Didymodactylos carnosus, 1284 nucleotides long. NCBI's taxonomy places the organism in Eukaryota, Metazoa, Rotifera, Eurotatoria, Philodinida, Philodinidae. The record is from the annotation of a GenBank genome assembly.
AUGUUAGCAUCAAAAGCUCAUGAACUAAUUAAAGAAUUGGAUCGUAGUCAAGAUGCUUCUAUACCACCACACAAUAUGGAAACAAUUCGUUUUUGUCAAUUAGAAUCAAAUGAAUUGUAUCGUCAAAAUCAUGAAGAUGUUCAAAGUGUUAUUAAUCAAAGUGAUCAAACAUUAUUACCUACUAUCGCUUUAAGACAUGCAGCCAUUCAACGAAUAAAACGUUGUCUUCUAACCUAUUCAUAUCAACGUUUAAAUAAAAUAAAACGUUUACGUUGGACCACAGGAUCAAUAUUAACAGAAUCAAUUAAAAAUAAUUUAUCAUUAAAUGAGUUAGAUUUUUUUUCAAAUUAUAAUCAAACUCUUUCAUCAUAUAUGAGAUCAAUAGGAAAUAAUCAUUCAUUAGAUUUAUUGUCUUAUACUCAACCACCAAAAAAAUUACAUGUACAUGUCAAAUGUUUAAUCGAUUAUGGUCCUUAUGAAGCAUUAGACGGUACAACAUUUAAUCUCACACUUAAUAGUGAACAUUUUGUAAUGACAUCAGAUGCUGAACAUUUAAUUCAAAAAAAGAUUGUGGAACAUAUUUGUCAAAUGCCGUCCGAUUCUAAAAAGAAACGUGAAGCACAAAAAAAAGCGGUUGGAAAACAACGAUAUCAACAAAAAAAAUCAACAACAGCAUCUUUAACAACAAACGAUGAUGAAAACAAUGAUGAGCGAGAAAAUGAUGAUGAGGAAGUAAAUGAUGAAGAACCAACAACAACAACAACGACAACAACAACAAAAACAACGACAGUAAAGGAAUCUACAAAUGGAUUAUCCAAUGGUUCAACAAAUGAUGCGGCUAUGGCAGAGGAUGCGAAUGUUAAAUCAUUAAUACAAAAUAUGGAUGUGUUAACAAUGGUGGAAAAGAUGAAUACUGAUGCACGAUCCUGUACAGGUGUUCUUGGCUCACAUCCUCAUGGAAGGGAUGUUCACAUUCAUCAAUUUUCUCUAUCAUUUUGGGGACAAGAAAUAUUGGCCGAUACAGAAUUUGAAAUGAAUUGUGGAAGACGAUAUGGAUUAGUGGGAUUAAAUGGAUCAGGAAAAUCUACAAUGUUAGCAUGUCUAGGAAAUCGUGAAGUCCCUAUACCAGAACACGUUGACAUAUUUUAUUUGAGCCGUGAAAUGGCACCAUUAAAUAAAUCAGCAUUACAAUGUGUCAUGGAAGUUGAUAAAGAACGAAUUCGAUUAGAAACUGAAGCAGAAAGACUCGCAGCACAUAAUGAUGAUGAAAAUUUUCAAGAAUAA